Boeremia exigua is the source of this 1732-nucleotide messenger RNA. RefSeq names its product putative zinc metalloprotease. Gene Ontology annotation, biological process: proteolysis. Gene Ontology annotation, molecular function: metalloexopeptidase activity; protein binding. NCBI's taxonomy places the organism in Eukaryota, Fungi, Ascomycota, Dothideomycetes, Pleosporales, Didymellaceae. The transcript has 2 exons. The record is from RefSeq and is a predicted model, not a curated record. The coding region runs from base 275 to 1732 and encodes 485 amino acids.
GGUUAGGGUCAGCUCUGGCGCCUUGGUGUCUGUUCGAGCUUCCUUUUACGACACAGAUAUGCAAGCACCCAAGUAAUGUAUGCAAAUAUCAUCAUCGUCGGAAGAUAAGUCGAUUGCAGCGAUAUCGCAGAUAACGGCAAUCAGUGCUACCUGUGAUGCAACUAGAAUGGGGUUGAGUGAGCGUCAACUAUAAAAGCCUCCGAGCUCGUUAAUACUUUCCACUUCAGCCGAGCUCAACGAUAUACCCAGGUCGGUUACUUCCAGAAUUGCCAACAUGUGGUCCAAAAGUUCUACUGUAGCAUUGCUCGCGGCCAGUUUCGUCCCCUCGGCUCUCUCAUCUUCUCUUGAAUCCAACACCUCCGUCAAUGUGUUUCCCAAUAUCGCUCAAUGGCCUCUCGCAACAGUUGGCAAAGCACUCGAGCAACAGCUUCCCGACGCCGAUCUACAAGCCAUCCUCGCCCAGAUCUCACAAGCCAAUAUCGAAGCUACAGUCCGGAAACUGGCGUCUUUCGGAACCAGACAUACUCUCUCGAGCCAGACAGAUCCCAAUCGCGGUAUUGGUGCAGCCCGAGACUGGCUUACCGCCCAGUUUGAAGCCGCUGCCGCUGCCAGUAAUGGAUCCAUGAGUGUAUCGUGGAACAGCUUUAUCAAGUACCCGGGUGAUAAUGAGCGCAUCAUCUUUCCCGUUAAUAUUACUACCGUCGUCGCGACUUUGACUGGAAGUGAGGAUCCUGAGAGGUUCUAUGUCGUUGGUGGACACUAUGACUCGAGGAACAGUGAUCCGGUGGACUAUGAAGGCGAUGCGCCCGGUGCAGUUGAUGAUGCCUCUGGAGUAGCAGUAUCCCUAGAGCUAGCCCGCAUAUUCGCAACAUACAAGCCCAAAGCCUCAAUCGCCUUCACCGCAUUCGCCGGCGAAGAGCAAGGCCUCCUAGGCGCCGAGAACCUCGCACAAACAUACAAAAAUUCCUCCACCAACGUCGCCGCCAUGAUAAACCUCGACAUGAUCGGCAACUCCAAAGCCGAAGACGGCACCUCCGACCCCCACAACAUCCGGCUCUUCUGCCAGGGCACCCCCCUGACCGAAAACGCCUCAACCACGACCUCCCGCCUUAGUAUCGGCGGCGACAACGACAGCCCCUCGCGCAACCUCGGCCGCCACAUCUACGAAGUCGCCUCCAACGCCUUCACCCAGAUGACCGUGCGCAUCAUCUACCGCCUCGACCGCUACGGCCGCGGCGGCGACCACCGGCCCUUCCUCGAAUCCGGAUUCAACAGCGUGCGCUUCGUCCAGCCCAACGAAGACUACACGCAGCAGCACCAGGACAUCCGCGUCCAGAACGGGAAGCAGUACGGCGACCUCGUCGAGUUCCUCGACUUUGCGUACAACACGCGCGCCGCCCGCGUCGUGGCAAGCACGAUGUGGAGUCUGGCGAACGCGCCGGGGCAGCCGACGAAUGUUGGAAUUAAUACGACGGGCAGCGAUAACUUCAGUCAGUUCCGCUGGACGGCACCGACGGGGUUGCGGCCCGCGGGGUAUGAGAUCGUGUACCGCGAGACGAUUGAGCCGCACUGGACGAGCGUGAUUGAUGUCGGGAAUGUGACGUGGUAUAAUCUGACGAGCGCGACGAUCCACAAGGAUAAUGUGGUGUUUGGGGUGAGGAGUGUGGGGGCGGGCGGGUGGAGGAGUCCGGCAGUGCUGCCGUUUCCGUUUGGGUGUACGAGGAAUUGCUAG